Messenger RNA from Symbiodinium pilosum, 459 nucleotides. The record is from the annotation of a GenBank genome assembly. NCBI's taxonomy places the organism in Eukaryota, Dinophyceae, Suessiales, Symbiodiniaceae.
GCGCCGGCGGAUCGAACAGAUGAUCGCAGAGGCAGAAGCUCGACAGCCUGCAGGCUCCAUCAGCAUGCUGGGGCAGGACCGAAUGAAGGCCGAGCUCUUGCAAAUUGCGCACAGAGCCUCAGACAACGCGAGGACACUGCAGGAGGCUAUGGCAGAAGUGAGUAGCAAAUCCCAGCAGACUGCAGCUGCCCGUGAUGCAGGCGCGAGCUCAAACACUUCGGCUACUGCAGCUUUCCUCAACUCCGACCACGGAAGAGGUCUUCCGCAGAGCAAGAUCGAGCUAUCCAGGAACCUUUUCCACUCAAGUGGUGGCCUGCAAUACCUGGCCAAUCGUGGCCAGGAAAAUCUUGGCGCCAGGUCACCUGUGAGUCCUACAUCACCGGCAUCGCAAUCAUAUCCUGCCCGCCGAGAGAAAAGCGAGAACUUUGAUGAUAUCCAGGAGAGGCUCAACGCUUUGAU